This is a messenger RNA of Saccostrea cuccullata (small rock oyster), 2376 nucleotides long. RefSeq lists its product as uncharacterized. The record is from RefSeq and is a predicted model, not a curated record. Gene Ontology annotation, molecular function: protein binding. NCBI's taxonomy places the organism in Eukaryota, Metazoa, Mollusca, Bivalvia, Ostreida, Ostreidae. The coding region runs from base 168 to 2237 and encodes 689 amino acids. The transcript is spliced from 3 exons.
UGACAGACAACAACUAUUUCUAUUUAAGCACAUUUUCAGUAUUCUAUUUAUUUACCAGAUGUCCUCUCAAAGAUUUUGCAGCUUUGUGCUUCCUUGACUUAAGGAGACAGCCUCUGCGGGUCAAGAGUUUAAUCCCGGAUUGUGGCGGAAGUGGAGUUCCUUACGCAAUGGAAAACUCUCAGCGCCUAUCGGAAAUUCUGUAUGUCGGGCUAUGUCGUAAAAUAGGGACACCGAAGGAAGUGCGCAUCAGACGAGACGUGAGGGACAUGGAGGAUAUGAUAGACAAGUCUGUGAUGAGAGGCGGAAGAAGAAUGCUUACCGGAAGUCAUAGGGAGGGAUUCAGGUUAAAGGAGUCAGACAAGGAUUACAUGUGUUGGUGUUGUCAUUGUAAAGUAAUAAAUAACAUCUCCCAGCUCAGCACAUACGAUCCAUCAAAGCAUAGUAUUUUUCUCAUGGAGGACACUUAUACGCCGCCUGGAUUUGUUCGACUACAGCUUCUUACUCCGCCCACAGGAACACUCACAUCAUCAAUAAUUCCCUUAGAUGAAAGAAUAUAUGUAUCCAGUGUUUUACAUAAGCAAACGUGGGUUAAAGAAAUAGGCAUUCCAAAUCCAACUUUUCAUGGUCCUUGUUUACUUUGCCACGGAGAAGCCUUACCUAUUGAUAAUGCAGUUUGUUUCACCAGCAAAUAUUGGCCAAAUAUUACAGAUCAGUGGAUAGACAGAUGCUUAAGGCACAUGUGGCCUCCUGCAAGUGUGCUUAAUGAUAUCUUAAACAACAAUAUUCAUUGUGUUGCUAUUGGAAGCAAAUGCACUACCAUGGAAAAUGAGUUAGAAUGGAGAUUGUCCUUUUCUCUUGCCGAACUAAAGUUAGUAUACACCAUGAAUCAUACUCAAUUUUUAUGCUAUGGCCUCCUCAAGAUAUUUCUCAAUGAAGUUCUCAAUAAUAACGUAGAGGAACCAUUGUUGUGCUCUUACUUCAUGAAGACAACAAUGUUCUGGUUAAUACAACUAGGGCAUUUAAGCUGGUAUCCGUACAAGUUACUGGAAUGUUUUUGGAAGUGUCUUAAAUACCUCAUACACAACGUUUAUUGUGGUAAAUUUCCCAAUUUUUUUAUUGCACAGAACAACAUGUUUUUAAACAAGGUUGUCAAUGUUGCACGCGAAUCCUUGUUAGAACAACUAACUCAGUAUUACAGUCUAGGCGUAUCCUGUGUACUCCUUAGUCCGACUCUCAGAUCCAUCCUUGAACCAGCCCUCAGUAGACCGAUAUCUGUGAUCCCUCGCGCUAUAUCACAAUUUUACGAUCUCGUGUGUCCAUGUUGUAUUGAAAAUUGUAUGAGGACUGAAGUAUUGGACCUUCAAGAUUUAUACGAUUUUAAAGAAUGCUUUUCCUUUUUAAGGUCUCUAGAAAAUCUGUUACAUUUUUCAACGUCACAGUACCAAUCCUGUACUGUACAGGUCUUUACAGCAAAAGCUUUUGCUCUCAUUCCAUUUAGUAUGCUGAAAGCUGCUUCGCAUUUUCCCCACAAACGUGUCUAUCACUUAGAUAGAAACCGCUGCAGCAUUCUGAAAAUAUUAUCGAGGAUAGGAACCAUUUCGCAUUCACUGUUUUUAGCUUUGUAUUACUAUCGGACAGGGAGAUAUAAGGAAGCCCUUUAUAUAACAAAUCAGACUAAAGGAAGACUUUCGAGGGCCUACAUUAAGCGUCGUGGUAUGGAAGACGAAGAAGUAUACAGAGAAAUUGAAAAUAGUCCGCCUUUAUCUAGACAAAUGAACAUUUCCUGGAUAACAGAAAUAAACCUUAAGUUUGGAGUACACUAUAUUGAAGAUUUAAUAUUUGAAGAUCGAGAAAGAAAAGAAAAUGAUAAUUCAAUAUAUAUUUCACCAUUUGUGUUGGUAGAUAUGCUGUCUGUAUUAUCAAACUAUAAACUACGUAACAAAUAUCAGUAUCUGCAGGCCCUGACAGAUCUUCAUACGUUCAUUCUUUGUGAUGAUAAAAGAUAUAUUAAAAAAAAAUAUUUAUCCUGGUAUAUUCUUGGAAUUUGUCAGCAAGUUGUAGGAAUAUUUCAUGGAGCAUUAGAGUCUUACCAAGAAGCACUUAGACUAGAACCAGACUACAUAACACAGAAAACGAUGGAAAAGAGAAUAGAAUAUAUUCACCAGCAACAGUUUCUAUUCUUUUUGCUCUGGUACAUGUGUUCUCUUUUUUACGCAAGUGAUCCAGGGACUAUGUAAACGUUAAGAUUACGUUUUACUCCAAUGUAAAUGGUACAUGUAAUACUCCCAAGGACAAAUAAGACUAUUGAAUCGUAUACUUUAGCUAAGAUACUGUUGACUGCGAAUGUAUUGCAGUUAAAUGAUGUAAUGAAUAUUC